Messenger RNA from Balaenoptera acutorostrata (minke whale), 7072 nucleotides. RefSeq names its product AVL9 cell migration associated (gene AVL9). NCBI's taxonomy places the organism in Eukaryota, Metazoa, Chordata, Mammalia, Artiodactyla, Balaenopteridae. The record is from RefSeq and is a predicted model, not a curated record. Bases 240 to 2189 code for a protein of 649 amino acids. The transcript has 16 exons. Gene Ontology annotation, cellular component: cytoplasm.
AUCAGAUGACAGCCCGGAAGCAGCGGAAGCGGAUGAGGGAAGCUCGGCCGCGGCCCGAGGGGGCGGUGCAGAGCUGCAGGAGCCUCGGCCUCCUCCCCGCUCCCUGCGCGGCUCUCAUGCGGCGCCUUCGCUGACACCUGAAAUCCACUGCUCGCCGUCCUCCUGGGGAUCACGGGGUUGCUCGGCUUGCCGCCCUCGGCGGUUUCAGUCGUCGUCGUGCGGGCCUGCGGCGGUCGCCCAUGGAGAAGAACGGGCGGGGCGGCGAUAGCGCCCCCCGGGGGCCCGUACUGCACAUCGCGGUGGUCGGCUUUCAUCACAAGAAGGGCUGCCAGGUUGAAUUCUCUUACCCGCCCCUGAUUCCAGGAGAUGGACAUGACAGUCACAGUCUACCUGAAGAAUGGAAGUAUUUGCCCUUCCUUGCCUUACCAGAUGGCGCACACAACUACCAAGAAGAUACUGUGUUUUUUCACUUGCCGCCCAGAAAUGGAAAUGGGGCCACUGUAUAUGGUAUCUCUUGCUAUCGACAAAUUGAAGCCAAGGCAUUGAAAGUACGGCAAGCAGAUAUCACCAGAGAGACCGUUCAGAAAAGUGUCUGUGUUCUAAGCAAGCUGCCUCUCUAUGGCUUACUUCAAGCAAAACUUCAACUCAUUACGCAUGCAUAUUUUGAAGAGAAGGAUUUUUCCCAAAUUUCCAUUCUAAAGGAGCUCUAUGAACAUAUGAAUAGUUCCCUGGGAGGAACUUCAUUAGAAGGAUCCCAGGUAUAUCUUGGUCUGUCUCCUCGAGAUCUUGUACUUCAUUUUCGACACAAGGUCCUAAUCCUGUUUAAACUAAUUCUUCUUGAAAAAAAGGUUCUCUUUUAUAUUUCUCCAGUGAAUAAAUUGGUGGGUGCCCUGAUGACGGUGUUAUCCCUUUUUCCAGGCAUGAUUGAACAUGGUCUCAGUGAUAGUUCUCAGUAUAGACCCCGAAAGAGUAUGUCUGAAGAUGUUGGGCUUCAAGAAAGUAAUCCCCCUGAAGAUGAAUUUGUUUCUAUGCCUGCUCCUGACAUUUCAAAUACCAACUUGGGAACUGUCGAGAAAAUCAUGAUGGGAAACCAUGGAAGAGAUGCUGCCAUCAAGACUGAAGAACCUUUGUUCCAGGUAGACGAUGACAGCAGUGAAGGACAGGAACCCAAUGACAGCAAUCAAUAUUUGAAACCUCCUUCUCGCCCAUCUCCAGAGUCUUCAGAAAGUGACUGGGAGACCUUGGAUCCUAGUGUCUUAGAGGACUCCUCCUUGAAAGAAAGAGAACAGGUGGGAUCGGAACAGACAAACUCAUUUCCAAAGGAGUCUUUGCCCUCAGACAGUCCUCCGAUUACUGUACAACCUCAAGCUAACACAGGCCAGGUAGUCCUGAUACCAGGGCUAAUUUCCGGUUUGGAAGAGGACCGGUAUGGCAUGCCCCUGGCCAUCUUCACAAAGGGGUACCUGUGUUUGCCUUAUAUGGCAUUGCAGCAGCAUCAUCUUCUCUCUGAUGUCACCAUUCGAGGAUUUGUUGCUGGAGCUACUAACAUCCUUUUUCGACAACAGAAGCACCUCAGUGAUGCCAUUGUGGAAGUAGAAGAAGCUCUGAUCCAGAUCCAUGAUCCAGAACUCAGGAAGCUGCUUAACCCAACCACUGCAGACCUAAGGUUCUCAGAUUACCUAGUGAGGCAUGUGACCGAGAACCGGGAUGAUGUCUUCCUGGAUGGCACGGGCUGGGAGGGAGGCGACGAAUGGAUUCGAGCCCAGUUUGCAGUCUACAUCCAUGCACUGCUGGCCGCCACACUGCAGUUAGAUAAUGAAAAGAUCUUAUCAGACUAUGGGACGACCUUUGUUACAGCAUGGAAGAACACUCACAACUACAGGGUCUGGAACAGCAACAAGCAUCCAGCACUUGCAGAAAUAAAUCCGAACCAUCCUUUCCAAGGCCAGUAUUCAGUGUCAGACAUGAAGUUAAGAUUCUCACAUUCUGUUCAAAACAGUGAACGUGGCAAAAAACUUGGAAACGUCAUGGUCACAACGAGUCGGAAUGUUGUGCAAACAGGAAAAGCUGUUGGCCAGUCAGUUGGAGGAGCUUUUUCCAGUGCAAAGACAGCCAUGUCUUCAUGGCUUUCUACUUUCACCAGUUCCACUCCACAGAGUCUCACUGAGCUGCCUGACGGGAAACCCUGAGCGGAGCAAGCCACCCAGAAGCUGCUGUCGCUUUCUUAGGUUUAAGCGUCCCCUGUCUGUCUGCUGCUCCCAGACUGUUCCUCUUCAUCGACCACAGGUCCACAGCAGGGACCGAUAGGUCGAACUGUUUACAUGGACGGUUGCCCUCUGUGUAAAUGAAUGUCACGGGAUGCUGAAAAGACGAAACCACAACCGUAGCAGGGACGGCUUCCCAGGUUGGGGUUUAAAUUGACUACUUUUAUUUCAGUCUGAGCCUGAUUAAAACACAGUGAACGUUCUAAUGAAUUUUGAGUUCUGAUAUUAUACAUUUGUUUACUUUAGAAAAGUUUUUACUUGGUGUAGAUUUUGUUCUGUUGUUGCUGUUUGAAUAUCCAGAUGGAUAUUCAUAUGUGCUAAGAUUAAGUUAUAUUACUAUUUUAAUUUCUCUAAAAUGGGCCCUAAAAUGUGCUUACAUUUAACAGUAAGGGGCCCUAUAAUCCAGCCCUUCAUUAUUAUCUUGCUGAGUUAUAUGAGGAUUUUUUGUUUGUUGGUUUUCUACCCACAAAACACAUUUAUCACUUCACUUCCUCCUAGAAACCGUGGAAGUCUGAGGUGGUAGUUCUGAGGAUGGAGUGUUUUGUUUUGUGCUUUUAAUUUAUUCAUUCCCAAUCCUAAGCACUUGCUUUGAGGUAUCAAGGAGUGUCACUGUGCUUUCUUCCUUUUCCUAAUUGUUCAAGUAGAUGUGCAAAGAAAUAGCAUGGUGACGGUUAUAGCGGUGUUCAAGCAGUUUAACUGAGUGUGUAUUUAGGGCAAGACUUUUAAAGAUCUAGGUGUUAGUUCUAUUGAUUGUAGUAAUGUUGCAAUCUUUACAUGCAUUUUUUUAACCCAGAGUUUGUGCCUUCUAUUUCUUCUUUUGAACAGUUUUCCAUUGGGUGUUUACAGACUUACAGGUUUUUUCUUUGUCUUAAUCUUCAUAAAGCUUUUCAGGGCGCUUGGCCUUCCUACUUCCCUGAUAGAAAAUCCUCAUGUAAUCAAUCUCUACCCCCUUCCAAAAGUAUUUGUGAAAGAAAAGCAAGAUGAUCUGUAAAUAUUAAAUAGAAAUCUCAUCUUGGCUCACAUUUAGAAAAGCAAGAGAAGAAAACUACAGCCAUGACAUCAGUCAUGUUUCAUGAAGGACACCUGGGUUCAUUUUAGACACAGGUGUGCUCACUACUGAAGAUUUUUACACAACUAGACCUCAUGUGGCUGCCAGGCUCAGCUCUCAUUUGCUUUUCAAGGGGACUUUGGAUGGGUGUUCUCAGGGAGUACUUACAGGCGACAGACUGCUUUUUCAGUAACAGAGGAUACUUGGAAAAUACAUCAUGAGUAUAAUCUACAUUUGAUAUGAAGAGUAUAGAGAAAAUCGGGGACCUAAUUAGGGAGGACGCUUGAUUAUAUUUGAUUUAUCCUUUAAGAAAUGUUUGUGUAAGAAGCACUACUAGGGCAUGUGAAAUGAAACAUAGGGACAUAAUCUAAAUAUCCCUAAAUUUUCCAAUUUGUAUUUUAACACAGGUCCUGCACACCUAAAAGCAUACUUCCCUUUGAGUAUAAUAACUCAAGGUAAAGGGCUUAUUGUGAGAACUCUAUUAAUUCCACUUCUGCUAGGAAAGUUAGCUUUCUCAGGAAAUACUAUUUGAAGAGAAGAAAGUAGUACCAAGCAAAACUUUACAAGGUACUUUAAAGUUGCACUGAGACUAACAUCUUAUUGUUUGGUGAGACCGCAUUGUUGGGUAGAGUGUGAUAGCGCAUCGGUGCGCAGUUGCUACUCUCGACUGCGGGGCUGUUCACGGCGCUAAAAGUGCUGUGAGCGGUCAGCCAGCACGCUGCUGGUUCCUCCUUUCGUUUGUAUGGCUUGUAUGAUUGGGGUGAAUUCUCAUCUCUCACUAUUCAAAGAAGUCCAAUCCACUUUGGAAUCCCGCUGAAAUAAAACAAGUUCCAUAAAAUUUAACUUUGCUUUAGUAUCACUCCCUAUUUUAUAUACACCUUAAUGGAACUUUCUAUUCAUGUUUCUGGUUAAGAGUUCAACUCUUAUUUUAACAGAGGUCAUUUUUAACUGGCUUUCAACAUAAAGUGAGUAUUUCAGAAGAUAGAACUUUUGUCAUAGAAACGGUCAAAAGACCAUAACUCUAUUUCCUUCAGGUUCUAGAAGGUAUGGGCGUCUUCAGGGAGUGCAGGCUAUUGCACUGUUGGUGGGGGGCCCUGGGGCAGCCAGCACAGUCGCAGGCAGGAAGCCUGGCCCCUGGUCCCGGGAGCCUACGUGCUUCAAGUUUGGGUUCCGGGCUCCAGCCCAGCAUCCAGCCCGGAAGCAGUAGCCUCCUGCAGCCACUGGCUCUGGGAGCAAUAGGAGCCAACACUGGUGUGGCUGUCUUCGGACAAGUCCCUGGAAAAGGUGUGUGCUUUGCUUGGCCACAGUGUUUUUGCCUGAGAACUGAGUGCGUUUAUAUAGGCCCGAGGGAGCUAGGGUCAGCCGGGCUUUUUCAGAGUGUGCCAGGCAACACAGACUGUAUCCAUAGCUUGGUGGAGACCUCGCUGCUGCCAGGUGACUUUAAAAAAAGUGUUUGGAAAAAGUCCCUGGUGUGCUUUAAUUCCUACUAGGCACUGUAAUGACGAUGACAUAGGUAAAGGAAAGAGGGUUGAGCUGGCCCAAGUGUCCUGAGUUAAGUGAAUAGGCAAAGUUGCCUGUCACAGUAUGGCUUAGGGUUAUUUUGCAUCUGCAUUUGGCUCACAUAGCCAGUAUGAAUAGUCUAUCCCCAAAUCUGUUAGUGAUUUACUAGCCCCCAGGCCCUAAAAUACUGUUCUCUUCUACUUUUUGCUUUAAGAAACACAGCAGCUAUAUCUUUGGGCAGCAAACCAGAGCAUAUGACGUGAUUUCCUCAACCGUAUCUUGCUUUCCAAGUCCUAUAUUAAGCUUGUUUUUUUUGUUGUUGUUGUUUUUUUAGAAUAAUUUACUUAGAAAGGCAAGGAGAAAACAAAUUAGGAAGGGAGAGGUGAGAAGUUGCAAAGCCGAGAGACAAGGUCCUUUAAAAUCUGAAUGAAAGUACUUUGAGAGCAGUAUUUUUUUUUUCUUUUGGUAUAAAUUUAUUUAUUUUUGGCUGUGUUGGGUCUUUGUAGCUGCGCGCAGGCUUUCUCUAGUUGCGGCGUGCGGGGGCUACUCUUCAUUACGGUGCGCGGGCUUCUCAUUAUGGUGGCUUCUUUUGUUGUGGAGCAUGGGCUCUAGGAGCACGGGCUUCAGUAGUUGUGGCAUGUGGGCUGAGUAGUUGUGGCUCGCAGGCUCUAGAGCGCAGGCUCAGUAGUUGUGGCACACGGGCUUAGUUGCUCUGCGGCAUGUGGGAUCUUCCCGGACCAGGGCUCAAACCCAUGUCCCCUGCAUUGGCAGGCUGAUUCUUAACCACUGUGCCACCAGGGAAGCCCGAGAGCAGUAUUUAAUAUGCUAAAGGUUAUAAGAAUUCUUUUAUGAAGAACUUAAAUUUUUCAUCUGCUAGUUACAAGUUUUAAAACGAGGCUUUAACUUUAUCUCCCUGGCAGGCAGUUCUUGUUUUUAAUUUGUUUUGUGGAAGUUAGAGCCAGUGGUCCUUUUCCCUGAGGCCUGGUGAUGAGUUUAGGAGCGCACAGCCCUGUGAGGGGCCAGUGGACUUAUCCUGAACCCCUUGAACUUUUAUCUGCUUCAGCAGUUUGGGAAAGUAGCCUGUUAGGCUGGUAGCCGGUAAGUGUUGCCUGUUAUUUUAUCAGGGAGUUGGUUGGGACUCUUGAGAUGGCAUUGACAUUUGCAUGCUUUGAUUGUUUGACCAGAGGUGGCACAGCAUUCAUGGGCUUUCCACCCAGUUCUGUGGUAGCCUCUAAACACGGUAGAGAACGCAACCCUAGUUUCCAGAAGAUGAUUGUCAUUCCGUGUAGCUCAGCGUGCCACUACGAGUUUUUUCAUUCCAAGUCUUUGGACUUCAUAACAUUGGAAUUGUUUUUUCAUCAUUUCCAACAUUCCAUAAAUAUUUGUCAAGGACAAAGAAAAGGAAUGUGGAUCUUUAUUCUUCUCAUAUAAAUAACUUUGUACACAUGACUUCCUGCUUUCAUAUGAAGGAGAACAAACUAGCUCCCUUGUAUGGCAGCUCCAAGACUAAAAGAUUGUUGCACGUAUAAGGGGUUGAAUAUAUUUUGUAAAACGCUAAUGCAUUUGUAUUUCUGUGUUGUUCUAAAGAUUACCUUUUUACUUAAUAUUAAUUAAAGAUAUAGAAACUAUAUAUUUAAAUCAUGUUAAAUGGGACACAACUUAGGGAUUUUCCUCAAUCUUAUUUUUCAUCAGCUUCUCACACUCAUAUAGUAUGCUGCUCAAAUUUUUUUGUGUGCAAUAUGAAUAUUUGAACAUUUCAGUCAGGUACUGAGCCAGAAAAGGUAAUUGAAGUUUUUAGAAAACUUACGUGCUUAGGAAAUAUAUUGUUUUCUUGAAAUAUUAAUAAUUUAUAGCUGGAAAUAUAGGAUCAAGACUUGUUUCAGGCCACUUGAUCACUGGUUCCUAAAUUUAGGAAGCAUAUGAUUAACAAGUUGGUGAAAGCAUUUAGUGGGUACGGGAAUAGUUUAAAUACUUGAGAUUAAAGGCUUUCCACAAACCCCUUUCUAAGAAAGUUUAGCUUAGAAAUCUUAGAAAGUUUUCUUAGGAAGUUUAGAGCUGUGGUACAUAUUUUGAUCAGAAAGGUAGUUUCUCUUUGCUCUAGUAGUUUUAUAAUUUGUACUAGUCUUUUGUUUCUGUUGUCAUUUGUUUUUUAAAAAAUGUUAAAAUUAUAAAUGACAUCCAAUCAUACUGAACUGUAAAACUUCUACUGUAUCUUUAUUUUAAGGAAAAAUGAGAAUAAAAUUAUGCUGUUUGUCCUGCA